Moneuplotes crassus is the source of this 501-nucleotide messenger RNA. The record is from the annotation of a GenBank genome assembly. Lineage: Eukaryota; Ciliophora; Spirotrichea; Euplotida; Euplotidae.
AUGUCUGAAAUACUCGACUUCUUGUAUGUAAGCAGCUAUAAAAUGGCAAGGAACCACAAAUUUAUAAAGGAAAAAAAUAUCAAAUAUAUCAUAUCCUGUGGGAAGUUUGAUGACCCUUGGAAGAAGGAAGGGGUCAAAUAUAAGAAGAUUAACUUGCUGGAUAACCUCUCCGAGAAUAUUUCUAGCCACUUUAUUUACUGCUACGAAUUUAUAGAGAAGGCUAGGAGACAAAAAGCAAGAGUGUUAGUUCACUGACUCAAAGGGAUGUCUAGAAGUACCACAAUUGUUAUUUCAUAUGUGAUGGCUCAUCUAAAAAUGCCAUACGAAGAUGCUUUAAAGUAUGUCCAAAGUAAGCACAAAAUGACAUGACCAAAUGAAAAUUUUAGAAAACAACUGAAAGCGUAUGAUUGGAGUGAAUAUUUGCAAGAUGACCAAGAAGAAACAAAAGAAGAAAUUUAUCAAGAAGAUGUUUUCACAAAGAAGAAAAUCCUAAAACUGUAA